This is a messenger RNA of Xiphias gladius (swordfish), 3253 nucleotides long. RefSeq names its product ring finger protein 11b (gene rnf11b). The transcript is spliced from 4 exons. The record is from RefSeq and is a predicted model, not a curated record. Bases 508 to 999 code for a protein of 163 amino acids. NCBI's taxonomy places the organism in Eukaryota, Metazoa, Chordata, Actinopteri, Istiophoriformes, Xiphiidae.
UUUAGUUGUCCGACGGGGCGGUGCUUCGUGUUGCUACAUCACCACCUUUUGUCGUUGUCGGGCAGCUGCAAACUGGAAAGUCCCUGACAGCCGGGGAGGUUUCAGAUAAGAAAUCUCCGGCUAGCUCUGUCAUUUUGAAUGAGGGAUUUUAACAUUUUCUUCGCCUCGCUGCCUCCGCGGAUGUAAAAUUCUUUAAGGUUGUUGCAGUAGUGAUUUUUUCAAGCUAACCAAGUGCUAGAUGCUACCUUCGAGUGCUAGCUUGUGUUAGCAGGGUAGCUCUUUGUGUGGCUAGCUAGCCGAGGGAUGUUUUGUUGUUGUUGAACCGAGCAGCCCUCCCGUCGUCAGGGAGAGGAGAUUCAUCAGCUGUGUAUGGAAAAAACACCUCCUCGACGCUUCCUCAUCCACUGACAUUAUAUGCGAAAGUGGCAUCCUCUGUUAGUUAAAUCCGCUGCAAGUAGCGCGACACCGAAAUAGAGAGAGUGAAGAGUUUGACCAAGGAGGAAGGAGAUGGGAAACUGUCUGAAAUCUCCGACCUCGGAUGAUAUUUCUCUGCUACAUGAAUCUCAGUCGGACCGGGCCAGCUACGGAGACGGUGCUGACCACGACCAGGAGCCACCGCCCCCCUAUCAGUUGGUGAUGGAUGAUGGAAGACCAAGGGAGCAGAUCCAUGUGCCUGUUUACCACCCAACACCCAGCCAAGCCCGACUGGCCACUCAGCUGACAGAGGAGGAGCAGGUUCGCAUUGCCCAGCGUAUCGGCCUCAUCCAGCACCUCCCAAAGGGCGUGUAUGACCUGGGGCGGGAUGGCUCUGAGAAGAAGAUCAGAGAGUGUGUCAUCUGUAUGAUGGACUUCGUGUACGGAGACCCCAUCCGGUUCCUGCCUUGCAUGCACAUCUAUCACAUGGACUGUAUAGAUGACUGGCUGAUGAGAUCCUUUACUUGCCCCUCCUGCAUGGAGCCUGUGGACGCUGCACUGCUUUCCUCCUACGAGACCAACUAACACGCCCACAGACAACUGUGGACCAGACUGGACACACACACACACAGUGAUUAUGUAAAGAUUUAUGAUGAUCUGUCAUGGCUGUGUCUGUGUGUGUGUGUGUGUGUGUGUGUGUGUGUGUGUGUGUGUGUGUGUGUGUGUGUGUGUGUGUGUGUGUGUGUGUGUGUGUGUGUGUGUGUGUGCGCGUGUGCGCGCAAGUGUGUGGGUGGGUGUAGGUGUGGGUGUGUGCAUGCACAAGUUCCUCAGUUGGCCUGCUGGACAGGAUCGCAUCUGGGAAAGGACUGGAGGAAUGAACAGUGGUGGUGGUCAGGAUGAGCAGGAAGGAGCUGGAUCAAGGAAAGGAGUAAAAGAUUAGAGCUGACAAUGGGGGAGUGUGAUAAUACAAUAUAAAGGGAAGUCAAGGGGAAUGGAUGACAGUUAACUGGUAUGAUUAAGAAACCUUUCCAAGAUCCGCUUUUAUAAAAGUAAAUACACAUGCAAGCAUACCCAGUCACACACUUCCUUAAUCAUUGAAAUGAACCUAGACAGAAUAAAGGAGAAAGGACCUCUGACUGCCAUCAUCAGGCUGUAGAUUGCAUUUCUUGGACUACUGAAGCCUCACUACCAUAAACAAAAGAAAUGCCCUUCAUAUGAUCUGCCAGGUUCCGGUUGCAGAGUCAUAUCUGCUGCAAAAAUUGCUACAGAUGGAGAUAUAUGAUUUAAAAACUGCAAGAUAUGGACAUCAGACUUCAGACUACGACCAUCAGAUGUAUUCUGCAGACAUACCACAGGCCUCCACUUGUCCAAGGCACCUGGGCCUGAAGUUGUCGGUCUGUACAGAUCUCAUGAGAAAAAUAAUAAUGGUCAGUCGAUUGUCGAUUGUUGAUUGUCCUGUGACUUUGUGAAAUCUGUGUUCUGUGUUUGUUUUCUCAGUCAGCAUAAGGGCUCAGUUUAACCAGUGUUUAUUAACAACACAGACAUGGCAAAGGAAAAUACAGUAUGUGCUUUAGUCACUAAUGUGAUGGAUAGCUGGUAGACCGUUGCCAUCAAGCUUUAGACUCCUCAUAACUUUCUCAGUCUCAGAUUAUUGGCCAAAGCACAAGUGGACCAGUUAACAAACCAUUCAUACAAAUCAGAGAUAUUUGCACUUCUUAAUCAGACUUGUGACAAGAGUUGACCAUAUCCAUUCAGUAAUUAUGUCAAAGUGAAGUAUGUGAUUUGCUUUCCUACAUUUUCAUUACCAUUGCAAUGAUUUGUAAUGAAAGCCACUGUCUCUGUGAACCAGGAGUGGGUGCAUAAUUUAUUACUGGUGACGGUAACCAAACUGCUGAAUUACUUCUGAGGUUGGUGCCCCUGUUAUAGACCAAGUCAUGUAAUUUUAAGGACUCCCUAAGGGCAAAAUUAAAAAGACAUACACAAAGUCGGGCUCAUUUAAUGUGUUUGCACAUAUAAAUAAAGUAUCACUUGUUCAGUGAAAAACCUGUUCAACCACACCUAAAGCAAACAUUCACAGGGGAAACAGUUAAAGGUGCUAGGUGUCACCAUCAGGACAGUGAUCAUGAAGAAUGAAUAUGGAGUUUAUCGUCAGCCGUUAUACAAUGAACUGACUGUGAGUUCUCAGUUUAGAAAGGUUACAUAUCUUUACAUUGGUAUUGUCUUCAUUUUCUUCGCAUCAAGUUGAGGCCCCGAUCUAAAUGAUCUCCUUGCCACAUUUUAAAAUGUAUAUCGCCUAAGUCACUAAGUUAAUGAAAGCACAAAGAAAUACAAAGGAUCCAGUUUAUUUUCCCUCUCCCUGCUAACGUUGGCAUGCAAAUGAGGUCGGAGAGACUUUGAAUAAUUUGGGGGAUGAUAAAUCAUUUGAGCCCCCCCUGCUUAGCGGGCAUGCUACAGAUCAAACACAGUUUGGAAAAAAUGCCUUUUAGUGGUGUGUGCGUGCGUGCGUGCGUGCGUAUACCUGCGUAUACCUGCGUGUGUGUGCAUGUACGAGGCUUCUUGGCCUUUGUGUGAGGUAGCAGUAAGCACCUUAGUUUUGCACAUUACUUUAAUCUACUUAACUCUUAAUGUUGUACAUCGUCCUCCAUCAGUAAGGUGGACCCUCAUGGCCUUAGGUUACAUGUGAGUAUCAGCUGCUAAAAUGUAGAGCAGAGUCCAGUUAACUUCAAGACACUUGGGGGGGGGCAGGCAGUCAUAGUACGUGUUAUGUCAUGAAGAUUACAAAAGGUCUGUCAAGAAAAUUGUCCUACAUUGUCAUAAAACUAAUAAAUUGUCAGUGUAU